Messenger RNA from Symbiodinium sp. CCMP2592, 1395 nucleotides. The record is from the annotation of a GenBank genome assembly. Lineage: Eukaryota; Dinophyceae; Suessiales; Symbiodiniaceae.
AUGGACAAUGGUUCCCUGCAUGUCGUUAGGCAGCUGAACAAGAACAAGCCUCUCUGGAUGCGCAAGUCCGAAGACGUCACCAACGAGGAGUAUGCUUCCUUCUACAAGUCGCUGUCCAACGACUGGGAGGACAGGUCAGUAAUGGUUCAAGCCUGGGACAUGCCUGACCACCUUGCGGUGAAGCACUUCAGCGUCGAGGGCCAGUUGGAGUUCCGUGCGCUGCUCUUCGUCCCGCGCCGGGCGCCCUUUGACCUCUUCGAGAGCAAGAAGAAGCGCAACAACAUCAAGCUGUAUGUGCGUCGUGUCUUCAUCAUGGACGACUGCGAGGAGCUGAUGCCAGAGUGGCUGAACUUCGUGAAGGGCGUGGUGGACUCGGAGGACCUGCCUCUGAACAUCUCCCGCGAGACCCUGCAGCAGAACAAGAUCUUGCGAGUCAUCAAGAAGAAUCUUGUGAAGAAGUGCCUCGAGAUGUUCGCAGAGAUCGCUGAGAAGAAGGACGACUACAAGAAGUUCUACGAGCAGUUCGGCAAGUGCCUGAAGCUGGGCGUCCAUGAGGACUCCACCAACCGCACCAAGUUGGCCGAGCUCCUCCGCUACCACACUUCCAAGUCUGGAGACGAGCAGAUCAGCCUGAAGGAGUAUGUCGACCGAAUGAAGGAGGGACAGAACGACAUCUAUUACAUCACAGGUGAGAGCAUCGCGGCGGUAUCUUCCUCUCCUUUCCUGGAGACCCUGCGAAAGAAGGGCAUCGAGGUGCUUUACAUGAUCGACCCCGUCGACGAGUACUCCGUGCAGCAGCUGAAGGAGUUCGAUGGCAAGAAGCUGAAAUCCACCACGAAAGAGGGCUUGGACAUCGAGGACGAGGACGAGAAGAAGAAGCUGGAGGAGAUGAAGGCCGAGUUUGAGCCUCUCACCAAGCUGAUGAAGGAAGUCCUCGGAGACAAGGUGGAGAAGGUCAUCGUUAGCUCUAGGAUGGCCGACUCCCCUUGCGUGCUGACCACCUCCGAGUACGGCUGGUCUGCCAACAUGGAGCGCAUCAUGAAGGCCCAGGCCCUGCGCGACAACUCCAUGACUUCCUACAUGGUCUCCAAGAAGACCAUGGAGGUGAACCCGAAGCACUCCAUCAUGUCGGAGCUGAAGAAGAAGGCCGCUGCCGACAAGUCUGACAAGACGGUGAAGGACCUGAUCUGGCUUCUCUUCGACACCUCCCUGCUCACCUCAGGCUUCAACCUGGACGAGCCCACCCAAUUCGCUGGCCGCAUCCACCGCAUGAUCAAGCUCGGCCUGAGCAUCGACGAUGACGAUGAGGGCCUGGGCGAUGACGACGACCUGCCCCCGCUUGAGGAAGUCGAGGGCGCGGCCGACGAGGCCUCCAAGAUGGAGGAGGUCGACUAG